UUAAAGCUUCAUAUUUGUCUCGAUUUCUCAGUUCUGGUAUUCAAUUGAGCAAUGGAUAAGAAGAGAGCUUCUUUAGGUUUGAAUCUCAGUUCAAAGAAGAGAACAACACCAGAAAAUAAGGUUUUUUCUGGAUUUCACUCUCCAGUCAGCAACAAGAGUACRAGUCUUUAUAAGAAUGUGUUGAAAGACAGUGUUGGAAAACAAGCCAGCAGYCACUCCAAAGUAAGGUUUUCCCUAGGUGAUAGCAUCAAGGAGAGCCCAAGGGAACAAAAAAGGAACGAAGAGUUUGAUUUUCAUUGUUCGUUUGAAAGCGACGAGGAAAACAGUCMAAAUAUUUCGUUUUCUUGCACACAGCCAGUCAGCCAAGAUGCCAUACUACAAGGUGUUAUUGCUUAUAUUGAGGCCAGAUCAAAUACUGAAAACAGAUUUGAAGGAAUCUCAAAGCAGAUGGAACUUCUUGGUGCUGUUGUUGUCAAAAAGUUUAUUCCAGAAGUAACUCAUGUGAUCUUUAAAGACGGCAAGAAAUCAACUCGAGAGAAGGCCUUGAAGAAGGGAAUUCAUCUGGUCAACGUGCUGUGGGUUGAAAGCUGUCGAGAAUCUGGUAAAAGAGUCCCCGAAGACCUCUUCCCUGUUGUUGACGAAGUCCACACRCCACUCGUAACAGGGAAACUUAAAAGAACCAAGUCAAUGCAGCCAAGAGCGUUUGAAGAUGAUGUCAGGAACAGUGCUGAGCGAAUCAAUCGUAAAAGACAACGAAAGAUCGCAUCAGAAAGAACGCCGACAUCAAUUUUAUCGCCUUUGACUCUAAGAUUAUUGAGUGAAGASUCACCUGCACCUGCUAGUCCUCUUGUCAGCUCAUCCAUGAAGCAUGUUCCAGAUACAGCAGUAUAUUCUGAGCCAAACAGCCCUGAUCAUAAGGAUAGAGCUUCUGGACCAGGAAAGAAGCGAAAACGAUUACUGUCUAGUAAAGACAGCACCCCAAAGGAACCUGAUGAAAAACCUCAUCAAAACAAGAAAAGCAAACCAGCCAAAACCCCACACGAGAAUACAGACGUUUUUACAUUUGAUGAGGAAGAAGUUCCCGAUGUUAAAACGAGUAAACUCAAAAGGACUCGUAAACCAAGAUCAAAGUCUACAAGUGGYGUAGAGACUAUGAUUGAGGAGGAGUCUUCGUGUGCUGCACGUGAGGAUGAACUAGAAAAUAACUUGCSAGCAAACAGCCUUGCGAAGAAGACCAAAGGAAAAAGAAUCUCGAGCUCAAAGCAAGAAGACGCACAACUCAAAAGCACUUCGGGAAAAGGUUCAGGAUCGCGGGACGUAGAACGGGAUCUGGAUAAUUUAGUUUGUGCUACGGGCUUGUCUGAUUCGGGGGUUUCGUUCAGUGAGGUGGAAAUGCAGGAGAAGAAGACCAAAGUAUUAAAGAAAAACAAGAGAACAUCCGAGAAGACAGAAAAAAYAGUCGGUGAAGUCGUGAGUACAGAAGAUGAGAACGAACUUGAGGACGUUGGUAAGAAAACUGAACCACUKAAAUCGAAAAAAAAGACCGAAUCUAUAGCUAAGAAAACGAGUGACACUAAACGAGGCAAACAAUCUGUAUCUAAAAAGAAAAAUGAAAAGAAGACAAUGGAGCUAACGAGGGAUGAAGACAAGAAAUUACCUGGUGAUAUAUGCAACACAGCAGAAGAUGACGACGGGAAGAAAAACGAUGCGAAGAAAAUGAAAGCUAAACUAGACAAGAAUGACUCGCGGAGGAAGAAGAUGUAUCGUAAAAAUAUAUCAAAAGUUAGUGAUGAUGAAGAUGAUGUCAUUGAUGAUGAUGRUGGUGGUAAUGACGAUGACUAUACUGGCAACGGCAAAGGAAAGUGUAACUUUAGCAGAAAGAAGCCUGUUCGUAAAACCAUUCCUAACACUGAUGAUGAAGAUGAUGUCAUUGAUAAUAAUGAUGAUGGUGAUGACGAUGAUGAUGACAAUGGAAAAAGAAAGAAUAUCUUAAGGAGAAAGAGGUCUGUUCGUAAAACUAUUCUGGACACUGAUGAUGAAGAUGAAAAUGAUAUUGUUGAUAACAAUCAUGAAGAUGGUGAUUAUGAUGAUGAUGACGACUGUAGAAAAAAGGACAUCUCACGGAAAACUAAACCUGUUCUUAAAAAGAUCUUUGAUGACACUGAUGAUGAUGAUGAUGAUGAUGAUGGCAAUGAUGACCGCAGUACUGAGGAUGAUGGCGAUAAAAGUGAUAUCCACGAUGGUGAUUAUAGCGAAGAAGACGUGUCACAUAAAUCGAACGAGAAGCAAAAUAACGGAAAGCAGAAAACGAAAGAAAAAAAAGUAGUCAGAAAAAAGCCCCCACGGUCCUUGGUCCUUACCAGCAUGCACUUCAGUGAACAAGACAUAGUAAUCUCAGUGGUCCGUAAGCUGGGUGGCUUCUACAUCGCGGAUACGGUCGGUCCCAGUACUACGCAUGUAAUCAGCGGUAGCCCUAGACGAACAUUGAACGUUCUAAUGGCCAUCGCACAAGGCAACUGGCURGUGUCACCUGAAUGGGUUAUGAAGUCUCUGGAGACAGGUUACUGGGUGGACGAAGAACCGUACGAGCUAGCUGAUGCCUUUCCUUCCGCUCAGUUAAGUCGACUAGAGCGAGUGAGCUCCGGACCUGAUUAUCACCAAGAACUCUUCGCUGAAGUUGAUCCUAUUUUUGUGUCUGAUAAUACGUCACCACCACGUGAAACACUCAUUCAGCUUAUCACCCUUUGUGGCGGCAAGAUCUGUACAUCAAUCAGAAAAGCUGGCGUUGUUGUUGGAACCAUCAGUAGAAAAACCAAGACAAUCAAUGUUUCGGAGCGAUGGGUAUUAGAUUCAAUUACAGAGCACACAGCGUUGUCCUUCGAUCCUUACGUAUUUAACCCAACCAAGUCUAACAGCCCGACCUUUUAAAGUUUAAUCUAAAUAACAUAAAUAGAUGAAUAGUUCAAUGGGAGCUAUUUCUGGACUAGCUGAAGUAGUUAUAAAGAUACAGAAAUCUAAUUCUUGCAAUAAAUUUUUAUCUAAUUAUCAUGAUUCCCAAAUGGCUUCCCUACUCGAACGUGAUUGGAUGGUUCGUAUUUUUAUGCUUUAUGAUUGGAUCAGAGCAAUGGAAGCCAUURAAGAGUUAUGCUUUGUCUUGUAUCCUGUCAAUGAAUAUGAUUAAGCUGGAUUAAAUUAAUUGCAGUGAGUUUUAGCGAAGAUUCUCUCAAAAUCGACGAUUCUGGGGCUUAUUAUGARUUAGAUAGUAUUUUAAAUGUAAGAUAUAAAAAGUUUAUAACAUCAUUAAAUUGAUUACAUAGCUUGCAAAAUGUAAUUUUUAGCUCCUCAUCUUUCAAAUUGUGGUCGUCAGUUGUAGA
Messenger RNA from Actinia tenebrosa (Australian red waratah sea anemone), 3374 nucleotides. RefSeq lists its product as uncharacterized. Lineage: Eukaryota; Metazoa; Cnidaria; Anthozoa; Actiniaria; Actiniidae. The record is from RefSeq and is a predicted model, not a curated record. Gene Ontology annotation, biological process: mitotic cell cycle.